Messenger RNA from Schistosoma haematobium, 4926 nucleotides. It is a transcript of the gene SUCLG2, whose product is annotated as Succinate--CoA ligase [GDP-forming] subunit beta, mitochondrial. The record is from RefSeq and is a predicted model, not a curated record. Gene Ontology annotation, cellular component: succinate-CoA ligase complex; mitochondrion. Gene Ontology annotation, molecular function: ATP binding; succinate-CoA ligase (GDP-forming) activity. NCBI's taxonomy places the organism in Eukaryota, Metazoa, Platyhelminthes, Trematoda, Strigeidida, Schistosomatidae. The transcript is spliced from 30 exons. Bases 1 to 4926 code for a protein of 1641 amino acids. Gene Ontology annotation, biological process: succinyl-CoA metabolic process; tricarboxylic acid cycle.
AUGAAUAAACUGGGAACUGUGUUUUCCAGUGGUGUCCUUAUCAAUAAAAUAUGGAAACGUUUUAUAAACCUUCAAGAAUAUCAGUGCAAAAAGUUGAUGUCAGAUCAUGGGAUUAACGUGCAAAGGUUCGUGCUUGUCAGAAACCCUAGUGAAGUUGAUACGGCAAAAAACAACUUCAGAGUCAAAGAGUAUGUUAUAAAAGCCCAAAUACCGGCAGGUGGUAGAGGAAUGGGUGUUUUUCGUGAUGGGUUUAAGGGUGGCGUCCAUCUUACACAGGAUCCAAAUGAGAUGGCGCUCAUAGUGUCGAAGAUGCUUGGAAACCACCUUGUCACUAAGCAAACGACAUCUUCGGGUAUCCUUGUCAGUCAAGUCAUGGUAGCAGAGGCGCUUGAUAUUCACCGCGAAACAUAUUUUGCUAUUUUAAUGGAUCGAACAUCUAACUCCCCAAUCAUGGUAGCAUGUAGCCAAGGUGGGAUGGAUAUUGAAGAAUUAGCUAAACGUUGUCCAUCUGAGAUUAUCAAAGAACCUAUUGAUAUAACUGUCGGAGUAACUGAGGACCAAGCAUCAAGAUUCGCCACGGCUCUGGGGUUCAAUCCACAUACUCAAUUGUAUGAACAAACCUGCAAACAAAUUCAAAAACUCUACAAGAUGUUCACAGCUUUAGAUUGUGUUCAGGUUGAAGUUAAUCCUUUUGGUGAGACAAAGGAUGGUCAGAUUGUAUGUUUUGAUGCUAAAUUAGCUUUCGACCAGAAUGCAAUAUACCGUCAACCAGAAGUUCAUAAAAUGGCCUUGGAAGUUGAAGCUGUUGAAGUGGCUGCUUCUGGUCCGAAGAGUGCAGCAGCCUUAGAAGCUGAUGCUACACACAAUGGUCUAAACUAUAUUGGUUUAGACGAUGGGAAUAUUGGUUGUAUUGUAAAUGGAGCUGGAUUGGCUAUGGCUACUAUGGAUUUGAUUCAUUAUCAUCAUGGUAAACCUGCUAAUUUUCUUGAUCUGGGGGGAAGUGUCACCAUGUCUCAAGUUGAAAAAGCAUUCCACAUACUUGCCAGAGACUCUCGAAUUGAUUGCAUUCUGGUGAAUAUAUUUGGUGGGAUCGUUAACUGCAAAAUAAUUGCUGAAGGUCUUAUAUCAGCUCUAAAGAAUGGUAUCGUUAAUAUACCGGUUGUUGUUAGGCUUCAGGGUAACAAUGCUGUCGAAGCUCAAUCCCUUAUUUCUAACAGCGGUUUGGAGUUGAUUGCCGUCAAUAGCUUGGAAGAAGCGGCGUCAAUUGCAGUUUGGAAAGCAGCGUGUAUACGUGAACUUCUCUUCAAACGGUCUUUUAAUUUUAAAGAAAGCAUGUCAGAAACUCUUUUAAAGAAGGUUUUGGAUGGAAUUUUUGUGCCACUCGCCAAACUGUCUAAAUCAACUGCCUGUGACGUUGUACAAAAGUUUUUGGUUCGUAUGUUGGAAAUAGUUUUGAAUAAUAAUUCUGAUUUGGUUGGGCGUUUCGAUGUCCUUACUUCAUUGAAUUCCAUGCUUUCGGGUAUUCCCAGUACUAAAAGGAACUGCCUUUGGAACGAUCGUAGUCUAAGAUCAGCUAUCUCCAAUUUCGGAGCUGGUUUGCGCGAUUUAGGUGAUUUCGAUCUCCAGGCCCAUUCUUCUGCCCUGCUGCUCAGACUCGUUCCUCGAGAAAUCCAGAGACAAUUUGCAUCAACUUAUAUCAUUCGAGAGUUUCCGACGAUUGCACAAGAGUUCUCAAAUAUCGGAGGCGUAAAUUUUGAAUUCGAAGUUCGGUCGUUCCUAAACACAAUCAAUGGUGUAAAAAAUGUUGAUCCAAAAAUCAUCUCUUUGCCGUGUGAGGCUUUGAAGCUUUGUGAUUUAUAUCUGAGGUAUCCUGAAACCCCUAACGUCAAAGGGGAUGUCUUUUGGUUAGACUUUAAUUUGGGUACCAACCGAAUCACAUCAUAUUGUUUGGCACCUCUUAAUCAAGCCUCACAAAUCUCGGACUGCACAUCUCAAAGUUCGUAUACAUGGGAGAUCUUAACAAUCUAUCCAGAACUACUUGAUUGUUUGGAUAUUAAGCUUGAAACAGGCGUUAUUGUUGUACGUUUCACCAUGACUGAGCCGAUCAAAGAUGUAUGUGAGUGGGCGAAAUCAGUUUCUGGAUAUGUCAUUGAAGCAAGAAUCAUAGUGAGUGCUCUGAGUAAGAAUUUCUUCCAGCUAAAGUUUACAUCAUCAACUGUUGUUGACGACAGUGAGGAAGCCAAUUUAGUUUCUAUUUUGAAGCGUUUACAAUCUUUACAUCAGUAUUUUGAUUUUGAAACUUUCGAGACAACCACUCAUUUGAAAUCUCAACCACUUGUUAGCAAUAACUAUUUUGGUUCAAUUGCUACCUCACCAGUAAAUGUUGAUUCCACUAAACGAGAAAGUUUUACUCAAAGUAAACCGUUGCCGAAGCUGAUGGAGAUGUGUACACCUAAGCUGCUGAACAAAUCAAGUACAUCAUACCAGUCAUCUAUUGCGUGUUCUCCUAUUGUAUACAAUAGUAAAUUUUACUCCGUGGUUACGAAUGAUGAAGAUUCACAGGUCCAUUUAAAUAAUAAAAAAGACGAAGCACUACCAGGAGAUGGUGUUUCUUGUGAUCCUACAGAAGUAAUUGUCUCACCGGUCACUUCGGUGCACAAAUCUGACAGUUCAACUGAAAAGUUUGAGACAACUGUACCUUAUUCCCGAAAUCUUUCGGAUGAGGAAGUUCACGAAAAAUCACUUCAUGCUAACUUUACUGUUAAUAAUAAGGCAUUAGAUGUUGAUCUGGAUAAAUCUACACCAGAAAUACCUCGUAAAGUACUUAUGGAUACUUCACCAGUAAUUUGUUUAAACAUGUUAGAACCUCAAAUCAAAGUCGAUCUUAAUGAGUUUGAUGUAAAAACACCUGAGAAUAUCAGAUUAAAUUAUGUUGAAGCUAAUGUUAGCACAAAUGUUUUCGAAGAAUUUGUAGACAACUUGUCAUCAGUGUCAUCUUUUAAAGUUAUUUACAAAUUAACAGAACUUGACACGAGUGUGAAACAGCUUGCUAAGAUUACUAAUGAACCACAAGUUCUUACAGAAAACUUUGAUUCCAAUAUUUUGAAAAUUCCUAACUUAGCUAAAUCACCUAAAUCUAAUUCUGAUCCAAUAUUAGUAAUUUCUGGAAAACAAAAUGACUCAAACUUACGCACUCGCGAACCUGAAGUCCAAGAACCUGAUACCUCUCUAUCACUAUCAUCAUUGGUGGGAGAUGACUCUCCAAUUCAUAAUGUUCUUCCUACUUCUUCCUGUUUAAAACUUGUUACUUCUAAACCCAAAUGCAAAAGUUCACUGUUGACUGGUAGAAGCUUCUGCGCAUCUGCAAACCAGUCUUUAUCAAUUUCGACGAAAAAGCUUUGUAAUAUAUCAGCUUCUUAUCUUCUGGAUAUUUCACCUGAAGGAGUUCGUUGUCCACUUACUCCUGAAGAAUAUACAGUUAUAUCAUUACCCAAACUAUCUACACAAGUUACAUUGAAGGGAAAAACACGAAGAGGUUCUAAACAAUUAACUACUAAGCGCAAGAUCGAUAAUCAAAUAAAAGACCAAAUAUUACAUGAAGUUGAUAAAUCUUCAUCAUCGCCUAAAACUAUAUUCACAUCAUCCUUGGAAUCAAAUGAUUCUUCAGAUGUAGAUUAUCAACCACUUCGCGUUCGACUUGAUUCUUUUAAUUCAAGUGAAAGAAGAAGAAGUGCACGACUGUUAAAUAAAAGUCAAAAUAAUUUAGAAACUGUUACUAAAUUGGAUAUGAAUUCAUCACAAUUAAAAAAUGAUAUCUUAUCUUCAAAUCUUUUACAAACAUCAUUAUCAUCUAUCUCUCAUACAUUGACAGAAACACCUAUAAAUAUUCAUAAAAUAAUAAAACCAGUGUCUACAUUUAAAAAGAAAAAAUUCUUUGCUACUACUCGUUCAGAAAGAUUUGAAAAAGAAAAACAACGAUUUCAAAAAGCAUGUGAAAUUUCUAAUGUGAAUAAAAAAACACUGAAAUCAAAGAAAAAUUAUGUAAAAAAUGAAAAUCAGAAAAAAUUGAAAGUAGCAGACAAUAAUGAUCAAAGAAAUCAACGAUCAAAGAAGUCUACAUCUAAUCAUUUUCCAACUAUGAAAGAGGCAGCUCAAACAGCGAUUUUACCUCAUUCAAUGCCAGUUGAUAGUGAUCAGGACUUCAAUGUGGAGAUUGUGGAUCCUGAUGAUGAAAGAGUCGACUCAAACGAUGAUGAUAUUAUAUCUCGUUCAUGGAAACCAGCUAAAUUGUCUGGUAAACUUAGACGAUUAUGUACGAAAACAUGUGAUAAAAAGUCUUCGCUGGUUUUGCUCAGUCCACAUUUUGAAUUCGAGAAAAAUGGUUCAAAUAACUAUUCACCUCAACUCAGCGAUACUUCGAGUGCUGCAAGCUUGUUUGCAAUGACUCCUCCAAAACAUUUUCCAAACCAUUUUGAAACGGGAAAACGAACUAAAGUUAUUCCUCUUUCUAUACUCACAUCAAUCAGUCAGGCCAAUAAAGAGAACUUCAGAUCAACUAGUGAAAAAUAUAUUCUAGAAGAAAAUUCAGGAGAUAAGAAUUUGUCAGUUUUCAACAUCAUUGAAUUAGAAUCAGACAAGCCAAAUGCUCUAAACGAUGAAUGGAAUGGAACUACAGAACAGUUUAAUCGAAAUUCAUUCGACCGAUCUCCUCUACCUGUCAAUUUGCAUAAUAAAAGCUCGAAAGAAUUGGAAGUUUGUUCACCUAUGAAUUUUGAAACCUUUUUACAACAUGUAACAUUAAUCUCUACAAAAGUUGAAGAAAAUAUACUAGCCCAUCAAGAACUUGAACAAAGAUGGAUUUCACUUCAAAAAGAACUUUCAGAUUUAAAAUUAAAUAUUCAAGUAACAGUCAAUAAGGAUACAUAG